Molecule: messenger RNA, 1053 nt
Organism: Cololabis saira (Pacific saury)
Lineage: Eukaryota; Metazoa; Chordata; Actinopteri; Beloniformes; Belonidae
Gene: nme6
Product: NME/NM23 nucleoside diphosphate kinase 6
Exons: 6
Coding region: 47-589 (180 amino acids)
Biological process (GO): GTP biosynthetic process; UTP biosynthetic process; CTP biosynthetic process
Molecular function (GO): nucleoside diphosphate kinase activity
Source: RefSeq, a predicted model, not a curated record
CACUUCCACUGGCAUGAGGAAAUAAAGUCCCUCAGGAUAACAGACGAUGUUGCUGACGGGCUCUCGUCUGUCCAGAGUGCUGCAGCUCACCCUGGCGGUGAUCAAGCCCGACGCUGCUGCCCACCCGCUCAUAUUACAGACUCUUCACCAGAGAAUUCUGGACAACAACUUCAUCAUUGUCAGAUGCAAAGACCUCGUUUUUAGACGGCAAGACUCUGAGAGCUUUUAUGCCGAACAUUCAGAGCGAUUCUUCUAUCAAAGACUAGUUGAAUUCAUGUCAAGUGGUCCGAUGCGAGCCUACAUUUUAGCCAGGGAGGAUGCGAUACGACACUGGAGGGAACUGAUGGGACCAACCAAAGUGUUCAGAGCCAGAUACACGUCACCUGAUUCCCUUAGAGCCCAGUUCGGGCUCACAGACACAAGAAACACGACUCACGGCUCAGAUUCUCUAGAGUCAGCUCAAAGAGAGAUACGUUUCUUCUUCCCUGAUUUUAAAGCAGAGGAGUGGAUGAAGAAGGAGGAGCCCUUGUUCAGAUCAGGAAACAUGCGCUACGACCAUCAGCACCAGAUCCACACAUUUUCACCGUAGAGCAGCUCCCAGAUGUGUCCAAAUCUUCAGGUCCACGAGAGUUUAAAGACUGUUGAGCUGGCAGAGAAAGUGUUUGUGUUCUGAAAACUGAUCUUCCUUGAGCGGAUCACGUGAAGUCAUUUAAAGCAACGCCAUAAAAUGUUAGUUUAUUUAAUAAAAACACAAACGCACACAACGCCGGAUAAGCUGUGAAUAUUGUUUUGUGCAAAUCAACAUGAUGACGUAAUCCUCCUCAGUUGCCUUCCCUUUCCUGAGCGUUGCUGUGUUUUAAUGGCAAACAACAAAACUGACAUAAACACACUGUUAUAUUCAGUAAAGCCUGUUGUGAAAUAGUUACUCUAAUAACUAUGAAGUAUCAUAGCUUGUAUUUUUCUGACCAAAUCGAUGUUUUCCACGUCACCCUCUCAUACCACACAGUGUAAAAUACAACAUGUUCUGAAUUGAAACUUCUUCUCCACCCACAA